This is a messenger RNA of Miniopterus natalensis, 2558 nucleotides long. RefSeq names its product solute carrier family 49 member 3 (gene SLC49A3). Gene Ontology annotation, molecular function: transmembrane transporter activity. Gene Ontology annotation, biological process: transmembrane transport. NCBI's taxonomy places the organism in Eukaryota, Metazoa, Chordata, Mammalia, Chiroptera, Miniopteridae. Gene Ontology annotation, cellular component: membrane. The record is from RefSeq and is a predicted model, not a curated record.
GCUGGGGAUGCCUUUUGGGCUGUCUUCUGUCCCCUCCCCCGGUAUCCCUCCCACCAUCUCUUCCACCUGGCCAUCCAUAGCUCUUGGCCCACCCUGCCUCCUGUCCUUGUCCACCUGGGCACCCACCACAGGCACUGUCUCCCCAAACACGCCCCUCUGCCCGGCCUGUCCAUGCACCUGGGGGCCAGGGCCACUGGCUCCCCCAUCCUGACACCUCCUCCAGCUUCUGUGCUCCAGCCAUGUCCAGGCAUGCUGUCUGAACCCCUCUACAUGGUAGCCUUCCUUGGGGGUGACCAGGAGAAGAUCCUGGCCACUACAGAGCUGCUGGACACUUUGUCAGUCCAGCUGGCCAAGGCCAGGACAGCAGGUGUCUGCGGUGUCUGUGCCCUUCCUCCUAGGCUGACCCCUGCAUAUGUCCCACAGCUGUGGCUCAGCUUUGCACCCGUGGCUGACACCAUCGCCCAGCACUUCCUCCUGUCCACUGAGCAGGUCAACUGGCUCUCACUGGUCUACCUUGUGGUGUCCAUCCCAGCCGGCAUGGUGGCCAUCUGGGUUCUGGACUCAGUCGGGCUCCGCUGGGCGACUGUCCUGUGCGCGUGGCUGAACUUUGCCGGGAGUGUGCUCCGUACCCUGCCCUACAUAGUUACUGCGAUCCAUGAUCCGUUUGCCUGCCUCAUGGGUGGCCAGAGCCUCUGUGCCCUGGCCCAGACCCUGGUCAUCUUCUCUCCGGCCAAGCUGGCUGCUUUGUGGUUCCCCGAACACCAGCGAGCCACGGCCAACAUGAUCGGCACCAUGGCAAACCCCCUGGGCAUCCUGCUGGCCAAUGUGCUGUCACCUGCCCUGGUGAGGAAGGAGGAUGACAUCCCCAUAAUGCUGGGCAUCUUCAUCAUCCCUGCCGGCCUCGCCUGCCUGCUGGCCACCACAUGCCUCUGGGAGAGUGUGCCCCCCACCCCGCCCUCUGCUGGGGCCUCCCACUCCACCUCGGAGAAGUUCCUGGACGGGCUGAAGCUGCUGGUGAAAAACAAGGCCUAUGUCAUCCUGGCUGUGUGCUUCGGGGGCGGCAUCGGCAUCUUCUCCAGCUUCUCAGCUCUCCUGGAGCAGAUCCUCUGUGUGAACGGCUACUCCAACGAGUUUGCAGGCCUCUGUGGGGCUCUCUUCAUUGUGUUUGGGAUCCUGGGGGCUCUGGUGCUCGGCCUGUACGUGGACCGGACCAAGCAUUUCACAGAAGCCAUCAAGGUCGGCUUCUGUCUGACCUCUGUGGCCUGCGUGGCCUUUGCCCUGGUGUCCCAGCUGCGGGGACAGACUGUUGCGCUGGCUACCAUCUGCUCGCUGCUUGGGCUCUUCGGUUUCUCUGUGGCACCGGUUGCCACGGAGCUGGCUGUCGAGUGCUCCUUCCCCGUGGGUGAGGGCUCAGCCGCAGGCCUGGUCUUUGUGCUGGGGCAGGCCGAAGGUGUUCUCGUCAUGGUGCUGCUGACUGCCCUGACUGUGCGCCGCUCGGACCCGUCCUUCUCUACCUGCAAGAGCGGCCAGGACCCACUGGACUGGCAGGUGUCCAUGCUGCUGAUGGCCGGCCUGUGCACCCUCUUCAGCUGCUGCUUGGUGCUCUUUUUCCACACCCCCUACCGGCGCAUGCAGGCUGAGGCCAGUGUGAGCCCCUCCAUCCAGGAGUGUGAGUGCCCAGUGGCCACUGAGGACCACACAUCCUCCCAGCAGACCCUCCCCAAGGCCCCACCCACUGAUGCUAUGGGAAGCCCAGGGGCUACUUAUUCCUAGAGACUCUCCUGGACUUGCAGGGACAUCACAGGGGCCCUGCCAGGCCCAGGGACUGAGAAGCCAGCCUGAGGCGUGGAGGGAGUUGGGAGAGGCAGGCUGUGGUCACCUGGGCUGUGACAGCCACUGCUGAGCCUGGGCAGAAAGUCAGUAUCCUACAGAUGCCACAGGGACUGUAGCGAGCACAGCAAGAUGUCCCGGUGGCUAUGCCAGACCAAGGGUGGCUGGUGCAAGGGCAGAGUAUGGUGGACAUGGCUGAUGGGGAGAUGGAUGGGUUGGGGGUCCUGAGGGCUCCCAGAUAUCAGAGUUUAGAAUGCACAGGUGUGGGGAGAGCCUUCCUUGAAGGAGCCCAUCCCAGAGCCUGUCUCAGCCUCGAGUCACCAAGUGACCAAACACCCAGCCUGGUGCUGACAGGUGGGCCAGGUUGGGCUUGGGGGGAGCAGACGGAGGGCCCCACAGGCAGUGUCCCUCCUGCCCCAGGUGGACACGUCUCCCUUCUCACAGACACUUGCAGGCGGGUUUGUGGGUUCAGGUUUAUUGAACUGGCCACAGCCUGGGUGGGGGUGGGGAUGGGGGGCAUCCCUCACUCCUCCUUCUCCUCCCCGUGGGUGAGCACAUAGCUCAGCGCCUUGUAGUCCAAGUUGCCUGUAGCGUCGAUGGUUGCAAACUGCAUCGUCUGGUCGACCUGCACACAGGGUGGUGGGGGGUUCAGGCCCAGGCAGGAGAGGAAGAGCGAAAGGGUUCCUAAGGGCUGCAGCCCAAGGGUAAAUUACAGGCCCUGAACUCCA